Erythranthe guttata (spotted monkey flower) is the source of this 1096-nucleotide messenger RNA. Its product is annotated as NAD(P)-binding Rossmann-fold superfamily protein. NCBI's taxonomy places the organism in Eukaryota, Viridiplantae, Streptophyta, Magnoliopsida, Lamiales, Phrymaceae. The record is from RefSeq and is a predicted model, not a curated record.
ACACUUCAGAGAGUACUAUUUGCUUGAAUUAAAUAUGGAAAAUUCAGGAGGAAAGAAGGUUUUGCUGACCUCCAAUGGGGACCUAAUUUCUAUCAACAUCGCCCGCCACUUAGCUCAGCGUGGCUGCCGUUUGGUUCUGAUGGGGAAUGAGGGGCAAUUGAUGAUUGCGGCUGAGAGGAUCAAGGGCUCCUUAGACGGCGCCGUUUCAAUUGAUGUGGUCCCCCUUGAUAUGGAACAAGACAGUGAAGGGGUUUUUCACGAUGCGGUGGACAAGGCCAGGAUGCUCCUCGGCAGAUUGGAUGCUUUCGUCAGCUGUUACUCCUAUGAGGGAAAGAUGCAAGAUCCUCUGUGUCUGGGUGAAGAUGAAUUCAAAAAGAUUGUGAAAAUAAAUUUGAUGGCAACAUGGUAUAUUGUAAAAUCUGUGGGUAAAGCAAUGAGAGAUCAAAAAUCUGGUGGGUCCAUCAUCCUCUUGACCUCAAUAAUCGGAGCUGAAAGAGGCCUAUAUCCAGGAUCUGCAGUAUAUGGUUCAUGUUUGGCCGCAGUGCAUCAGCUAGCAAGGACAACGGCAAUGGAGAUAGGCAAGUAUCAAAUAAGGGUGAAUGCAAUAGCUCGAGGGUUGCAUAUUGAGGAUGAGUUCCCCGUUUGGGUUGGUAAAGAUAGGGCAGAGAAGUUGGUGAGUGAAGCAAAUCCAUUACAACGAUGGCUGGAUGUUGACAAGGAUUUGGCUUCGACUGUUAUUUACCUGAUUAGUGACGGGUCAAGGUACAUGACUGGUACAACUAUAUUUGUCGAUGGUGCCCAAUCUUUGGUCAGGCCCCGUAUGCGAUCCUAUAUGUGAUUCAUCGUGCCAACUAUAUAAUACCAAUAUUUAUUUAUUUAUUAUACACAUCUGCAGUUGGAUAUGAUUUUUAGACUCGUUGGUGGCGAAAUAAACAAUGUGUGUAUGAACACGUAUUUCUCGAUCAACGUUGGUUUUUAUUUUGAGUCUUGCACUAAUCGCAUAACUAUACCGUUUGUGGUCUCGAUGUCCUUAUAUAUGUUACUGUUUGUAUUGUAACCCUGCUUGAUCAACAAUCAAAAGUGUGAUUUAUCUGUG